Molecule: messenger RNA, 523 nt
Organism: Toxotes jaculatrix (banded archerfish)
Lineage: Eukaryota; Metazoa; Chordata; Actinopteri; Toxotidae
Product: pteroicidin-alpha-like
Exons: 4
Coding region: 103-336 (77 amino acids)
Biological process (GO): defense response to bacterium
Source: RefSeq, a predicted model, not a curated record
UACCACCCACUGAAACUAUUUCAAAACUGUUGGGCACAGGAAUUCAAAUCAGAUGCAGAUUUCACAACGGAUGACCACAGUCUCUAUCAGUCUGUGGACAGGAUGAAGUGUGUUGGGAUCUUUCUUGUGUUGUCACUGGUCAUUCUCAUGGCUGAACCCGGGGAGUGUUUGUUCAAACGCUUGAAAUCAAUGUGGAAAAGCGUCAAGGCUGCAUUUAGAGGGGCCAAGCAGGCAUGGAGAGAAUCCAGAAACAACGAAGAGAUGCGUAGGCAAAACAAACUGAGGUACCAGCAAGAACAACCGAAUGACAGAGAUUAUAAUCAAGACCAGCCAUAGUUUGAGCUGCGGCUUUUUGCUCUGCAAUUCCACAAACAAACGGAUCAUGAAACGCAACACACCAACCAGCGGCCUUCACUUUGCAUGAAGCACUUGAGAAGAAGUGAUUUUUGGCACAGCUUACAAUCAUUUUCAAAAAUAUAAAACUGGUUGAAUUUGCAAACUGAUGAAUAAAACUGCAAUACAA